This is a messenger RNA of Capsicum annuum, 1275 nucleotides long. RefSeq names its product probable LRR receptor-like serine/threonine-protein kinase At3g47570. Gene Ontology annotation, biological process: protein phosphorylation. The transcript is spliced from 2 exons. The record is from RefSeq and is a predicted model, not a curated record. The coding region runs from base 1 to 1275 and encodes 424 amino acids. NCBI's taxonomy places the organism in Eukaryota, Viridiplantae, Streptophyta, Magnoliopsida, Solanales, Solanaceae. Gene Ontology annotation, molecular function: protein kinase activity; ATP binding; protein binding.
AUGGUAGGUUUGGAAUUCCUAGACCUUUCUUACAAUAAUAUAUCAGGAAUCAUUCCUAUGACUUUGGAGAAACUUCAAAAUCUCAAAUAUUUCAAUGUUUCUAUCAACAAGUUGUAUGGUGAAAUACUCUCGAGGGGUCCAUUCAAGAACCUCUUGAGUAAGUUUUUCAUCUACAAUGAAGCAUUGUGUGGUUCUUCAAGGUUUAGUGUCCCUCCAUGCCCCAGUUCAUCAAAGCACAGAUCAAAUAGGAAAAGAUUGCUAGUUCUAUUUCUUUUGCUGGGAAUUGCACUAGUAUUUGUUCCUAUCACCUUUGUGUUUUUCUGGAUAAGGUAUAGAAGAGGUAAAAGAGCUCCUCAACAACCUGAUUCAUUGUCUUCCAUAACAAGAAAAACAAUAUCAUACUAUGAAUUGCUCCAAGCAACUGAGGCGCUUAGCGAGAGUAAUCUGAUUGGUUCCAGAAGUUUCCGCUCAGUUUACAAAGGCGUUCUCAGAAGUGGAACUGCUGUUGCAGUUAAAGUAUUCAAUCUGCAACUAGACGUGGCAUUCAAGAGCUUUGAUACAGAAUGUGAAUUUCUGCGCAGCCUUCGCCGUAGGAAUCUCAUAAAAGUCAUUACUAGUUGUUCCAACCUUGAUUUUAAGGCUUUAGUGCUCGAGUAUAUGCCAAAUGGAAGUCUUGAUAAGUAUUUGUGUUCACACAACUAUUUUCUCAACAUCAGGCAGAGACUAAGCAUUAUGAUAGAUGUGGCCUGUGCGUUAGAAUAUCUCCAUCAUGGGUGUGCAUUGCCAGUGAUUCACUGUGAUGUUAAGCCUAGUAACGUCUUGCUGGAUGAGGAUAUGGUUUCCCAUGUAAGCGACUUUGGCAUCUCAAAACUUCUUGGUGAAGAUGAUUGUGAUUUAUACACAAAAACGUUAGCAACACUAGGUUAUAUUGCACCGGAGUAUGGACGGGAUGGUUUGGUAUCAACAAAGUGUGAUGUAUAUAGCUAUGGGAUCAUGUUGCUGGAAACGUUUACCAGGAGAAAGCCUAAUGAGUUUGAGGGAGAUCUUACCUUGAAGCAAUGGGUGAGUUAUUCACUUCCAGAGGCAGUAAUGGAUGUCGUAGAUUCCAACUUGGUAACAUCAACGGGUAAUCGAUUCCAGAAAGAGAUAAAUCUUGUGGCUUCAAUGAUGAAAGUGGCAUUAGAUUGUUGUGCUGAAUCUCCGGCAGGAAGGAUAAACAUGAAAGAUGUUGUAGGGAUGCUACAAAAGAUCAAGGUUCAACUUCUUGCAUGCUAA